Rotaria sordida is the source of this 1179-nucleotide messenger RNA. NCBI's taxonomy places the organism in Eukaryota, Metazoa, Rotifera, Eurotatoria, Philodinida, Philodinidae. The record is from the annotation of a GenBank genome assembly.
AUGGAUAAAAAUGAUACGGAACAAGUAACAUCAUCAACAAUUGCUGAAUCUCCCUCAACUAAUGUUGAAAGUAAUCAACAACGAAAUGAUUCAAUGGGCGAUUGUGGAUUUUUUUAUGCUGGAAGUUUGUCAGCUGAAGUAGUACGUCGUGUAAAUGCACUUCGAAAUCUUCAAGUUGAACAUCAUAAAAUUGAAGCCAAUUUUUUUGAAGAAGUUCAUGCACUUGAAUGUCGCUAUUUAAGCAAAUAUCAACAACUUUUCGAUAAACGUUUGAAUAUUGUUAAAGGUACUUAUGAACCAACAGAAGCUGAAGUUAAAUGUGCAUUUGAUGGAGAUGAAAAUAAAGAACAAACACCAAAACCAGCUGACGAAACAAAAAAAGAUGAAGAAAAAAAAGUCGGCAUUCCAGAAUUCUGGUUACAUGUAUUAAAAAAUUCCGAUGUAAUUUCAGAAUUAAUCAAAGAACCAGAUGAACAAGUUCUUAAACAUCUUAUUGAUAUACGUAUAAUAAUGAAAAAUGACUCUCAAAAUAAAGUUUUCACUAUUGAAUUUGAAUUUACACCAAAUGAAUAUUUUACAAAUACAAUAUUAACAAAAACAUAUGAACUUCGUACAGGACUUGAUGAACAAGAACCAUUAUCAUAUGAAGGACCAGAAAUAACUAAAUCUAAGGGUUGUGAAAUUCAAUGGAAUAUAGGAAAAAAUGUUACAAUUAAAACUGUUAAAAAAAAACAAAAACAUAAAAAUCGUGGAACAAUUCGUGUUGUUACAAAAGAAGUAGAAGCAGAUUCAUUUUUUAAUUUUUUUUCACCACCCGAUGUGCCAGAAGAUCUUGACGCUGAUUUUGAAGAUAGUGAUGAAAUGAGAAUGUUAGCAGCUGAUUUUGAAAUAGGUCAUUUAUUUAGAGAUUCAAUUGUACCAAAAGCCGUACUUUAUUUUACUGGUGAAGUUGGUGAAGAAGAUGAUGAACAUUAUGAUGAAGAUGAAGAUGAAGAUGAUGAUGACGAUGAUGAUGAUGAUGAUGAUGACGAUGAUGAUCAAGAUGAACAUAAACGAAAUACUCACGGUAGUCAUCAUCAUGCUAGUGGUGGUAAACAUGGUUCUGGUGGUAAAACUCGAGGAAGAAAACAACCUGGUGCCGGUAAUAGUGGUCAACAACCCGAAUGUAAACAACAGUAG